AUGUUCAUUGUUGAGUACCUGCAGUUUGCCAUCGGCCGCCUGCUCUACCCCGUUCGCGCCCAUGACUCGCGCCAGCUGAUCUAUUGGCCCGCAUUCCAGCACCUGCCCGAGCCGAACAUGACCCUCGAGUCCGACUGUGGUCCCUCCGGCUCCAGCCUGCCUCUGCGCUGCAGCAUGCUCGCAAAGGACCGGCUCGAGUCCGCGGAACCCGUCAAGGAAUACAUGUUGGUUUGCGAAGACAUCGACAUUCCCGUCCCGUUCAUGGUCAUCCACCAUGGUCUAUUCUGGGCCAUCCCCGCACCUGUGGUUGCCGCCAUGCCAGAAGAUGUCCAGCCGCACGAAGAUGCCGCUCAAACUCGUCGGACCAAAGCUGGCUGGUGUUUCCUUCCCAACAUUAUGGGUAAACCAUACAUUGGUGCAGGCGCUCCGUUGGGCCACGGAAGUCACCGCUAUGUUUUUACCAUCAUCGCUCUCAAUGCCCCACUAGGAGUGGAAUCUCCCGAAAAGGCGACCAAGCAGGAGAUCAAGCAGGCCAUGAAGGGAAAGAUCAUCGGCUGGGGCCAGUGGACGGGCGUCUUCGAGCGGCCCUGGUCCACCUAG
Messenger RNA from Penicillium riverlandense, 600 nucleotides. RefSeq names its product YbhB/YbcL family Raf kinase inhibitor-like protein. The transcript is spliced from 2 exons. The record is from RefSeq and is a predicted model, not a curated record. The coding region runs from base 1 to 600 and encodes 199 amino acids. Lineage: Eukaryota; Fungi; Ascomycota; Eurotiomycetes; Eurotiales; Aspergillaceae.